ACCUCGUAAGAGUGGUGAUUUUUUAGUAAAAUUAACGUCAUGUUUCUGAAUUAUGUUCUGUAUUGAAUUCAACCUUUAUCGCGCAAGUAAUUCCGAAGCAGCGAUGAAGUAAAGGUCCGCAGCGUUCUGUACUCACGAUGGAAGACAAUGAUGCUCAAUAUGAACUGUCGGAAUUUUGUGGGCUAUCGGAAACAUGGAGUCCCGAGAACUUAGCUUCAAUGCUAAAGGCUUUUUGGCGGAACCUCGAGAUGAAAAAUACAGAAGAUUUUGAAAAGAGAAGAGAAGAUAAAAUACCCUUUAUGAUUCUCAGCCGAGAAGUGAUUGACAUGGUAUUUUGUAUUGGCAGGCGACUUAAUCAGACAACAGAAGCCCAAUUUAUAACCAUAGAGAUCUUGGAUAGAUUUAUUAUCAGUGAAAUAAUGGCUGUCUGGAACUGGUCGAGAAGCACAGACAGUGCCAAAUGGGAGCGAGCACUGUCACUGGUCAAAAAGCAAUUCAUGCUGCGCUUGCUGUGCUGCGUGGGCAUCGCCUCGAAGAUUGAAGGCAGCCCUGGCAGGGUCCUGAAACCCAAGGUUCUCGCUCGAUACCUGUCCACGAAUGACAGGGCAAUCACAAUACGUGCUGUCUGUCUGUCUGAAUUUCACAUCCUUAGACUCAUAGACUAUAAGCCGCCGCUGACGUCGACCCUGACGUACGUGAAUGCCCUGUGUUGCCUCCUGUCCAGUCUCCGCCCCGUGCCGACAGCACUCGCAACGCCACACGUCGUGAGUCGGCUGUGGGAAGUGAGUGGCAGGAUUCUGUGUCUGGUAACCGCCAACCACCACGAGGUGUAUGACAGCCUCGCAGAAUUUGCCCGCAGGAACUCCGGGUCUAACGUCAGGUAA
Molecule: messenger RNA, 884 nt
Organism: Schistocerca serialis cubense
Lineage: Eukaryota; Metazoa; Arthropoda; Insecta; Orthoptera; Acrididae
Exons: 5
Coding region: 138-884 (248 amino acids)
Biological process (GO): reciprocal meiotic recombination
Cellular component (GO): site of double-strand break
Source: RefSeq, a predicted model, not a curated record